AUGGCUGCGCAAUAUAAGCACAGGUAUCAUUGGGGAAUGCUGCUGUUCGCUGCUUUCAUCUGCGGCUAUGGCUAUGGAGUCGACGGCUACGUUCGGUAUUUUUACAUCGGUUAUACUGCCCCCUGGUAUAGCAACCAUUCGCUCAUUUCUACGAUCACGACACACACAACUGAGAUCGAUGCAGCAUCCCACAUCAUUUUUGCCAGGUUCUCAGAUGUAUCUGGGAAACUGUCGUUGUUUAUAGCAGCUAUUGUGUUUUACGUGGUCGGGACUAUCAUACAGUCGCAAGGCCGUGACAUCCAGCUGGUUCGGUUUCAUGGAUUACAGGAUACGUUGGGAUCCGCCUAGCCUUAAUCCUCAUUCUUUCUGACUUCUCAUCUUUGAGAUGGGGACUACUAUAUCAGUCUGCACCACCAUUAUCAACACUUGGAUUACAGGAAUUACCAUAGGGCGCGCUAACCCGCAAUAAGAAUGGCCUUGGGGAAUUGAUAUGUGGUCUUAUAUCAUUCCUCUCACAUCGCUGCCAAUUUUCGGCUGUAUGGUGCACAUGAGGCCCUAGGCUAGUAAGACUGGACAAUGGGCAGCGUCGAAAGAUCAGAAAAGCUUGUUCCAGUUCCAUGGAUUUUUCGACUUCUUAGUGGAAUUAUUUGGGAAGCUGGACGUGGUCGGGAUACUUCUGAUGACUGUAUCGAUUGGGUGCAUGCUAGCUCCCAUCACACUGGCAGGUGGUGUGCAGUCGAAGUGGGAUAACCCACAUUUAAUUGGGCCACUAGUGCUUGGGGUCGUCUUGCUUCCCAUAUUUUUGUUUUGGGAGAGCAAAUGGGCAACAGAGCUGGUAGUUCCGUACAAACUUGUCAAAGACAGAAAUAUUGGGGUGCAGCAGGCUGCCAGUUUAUGAUAUAACUUGGCAGCAGGUUAUAUUCAGGUUGUAUUUACACCAUUUGCUGUGAAGGAAAGCGUGAGUUAAGCUGCGGUGAUUAACUCUCUAUCCAGCAUUGUCUCUACGGCCGCUUCAACCUUUUUCUCAUUAUGGAUUACAAGGUGCACGAAAUUGAAGGGCUACAUCAUUGGUGACUGUGGAAUAUGGAUGCUCACAAUGGGUCUUUUCCACUACAGAGGUGGCGAGUUCGCCAACUCCGGGAUCAUUGUAGCUAUGGUUAUUUGGGGGCUGGGCGAUACUUUGUUGAUUGAUCCUACAAAAUUUUCUAUUCAGUCAGCAACUUGCCAUAAAAAUAUGGCUACUGUAACUGCACUCAAUUAUACUAUCUACAACGUUGGAUUGGCUGCCGGUGGUGCAGUUUUUGGAGUCAACUGGGCACAAACUAUAUUCAGGGCCAUGUUUUCAAACCUGAGGAACAUUGACCAAGCGGUGGAAGCCUAUAGCUCACCUUUAACAUUCAUCUUGAAUUACGGCUCGGGAAUGGCUGAACGUGAAGCUUUUGUAAAGGCUUACAGCCAUGUCCAACAAUGUAAAACAAUUGUUGCUCUUGUAUUUACGGUUUUUUUGUUCGUCUUCGGAUUAUGCUUGAGGGAUUCCCCUUUAACCAACAAAGUUGGACAAGAAGACAUCGAAAACGGAGAUUAUGUUGACAAAAAGCACGACCUUCCUAUUAUUGACUGGUUUAGAAUUGGCUGGAAAGGUGCGAGUAAAAACGACUAG
Molecule: messenger RNA, 1660 nt
Organism: Lachancea dasiensis
Lineage: Eukaryota; Fungi; Ascomycota; Saccharomycetes; Saccharomycetales; Saccharomycetaceae
Source: the annotation of a GenBank genome assembly